AUGUCCCUUCUUGAAGAGUCGUACGAGGCCCCCCCGCCCCAGCAGCUGCCCGCUGCGCCGCCAGCUUUGAUCCAGACGUUCUCGCAGCGGCGCCAAAUCGGCGGACGCGCCACCGAGUUACUCGUGCAGACCUUCGACGACCGCAUCCUCGUGAUUGUAACGCAGAGCGGCAAGGUCGGGUGUCUUACGCAAGCCUCCCUUCCACCCGUGCACCAGCUGCUGCCCCCGCCAUCGAGCUGCCCCAGCGACGCCCCGCUCGCAGCCCUGCCGCCCCCACCCGCCAGCAUCUCGCUCACGCCACUCCUCGGCAGCCCGCCCGAUGCCGCACUUCACGACCUGUACGUGUCUCAAAUUGCUACGCUCGUGUGGUGGGCUCUGCAGCUUGCGCAUGUUCCGCGCCGCCCUGUCGUCAUUGGCCUCGCCCUCAAGCUGGUCGGGGAGGGUGUAACGGAGCAAGAGCGCGGUCGAUUUAGCGGCGUUAUGGACAUGGUCGCUUCAUGGCCUGGCCCGCAGUAG
This is a messenger RNA of Cutaneotrichosporon oleaginosum, 516 nucleotides long. RefSeq lists its product as uncharacterized. Gene Ontology annotation, biological process: proteasome assembly. Lineage: Eukaryota; Fungi; Basidiomycota; Tremellomycetes; Trichosporonales; Trichosporonaceae. The record is from RefSeq and is a predicted model, not a curated record.